ACAGAGGCAUUGUCUAUGACUCGUAAUAAGAAAAGAGCAUUAGUUUGUCUUAAGAUUUCACAUCACUACUAGUAUUUCAAGACUACAGAGGGCUCGUGUGAUAAAGGAUCACCAGACUGUAAUGACCCGGAAGCAAACUGUGCGAACGUUGACUCUCGUGGCGUGGUCGCUGCUUGCUCUCGCUCAUGGAGACUAUGGAAUGUUUAGGAUGGGUCAAAAAUGUCCGGUGCUCAAACCCGUCAUCAAGGUCGACUGGAAAAAGAUGGAACGAGUCGAUUGGCUGCAAGGACUCACUUUUCCCGUGGACUAUAAGGACUGCCUCAUAAUGAACUUUUAUCCACAUAACAAAACUCUGUUUCUGCAAUGGACUGACGGACCUUAUAGCCGUAUAAAAGAGCCAGCUCAUGUCACCUUUCUACUCAGCGGCACUAAGCAGUAUUGGGGCAAACAUUACAAAAAGUUCCAGCAGGUUUUAGAUACCGACUAUUCGACGUGGGCCCUACUCCACCACUGCUGGGAAGACGCCACAGGAUCCUGGUUCAUGAUUCUCCUGAGAAAACCAAUGAAGACGAUACCCGAAAACAUAAUGGCGAGAGUCAAGAGGUCAAUGACUAAGGCUGGGCGCACCAAGAAGUACUGGUGGAAGCGUUCUCGCUGUAUGCUCCCGGAACAUGCUCAAGAGCUCACGGAAGCGGACGGACUUGUGCCAUAGAGCGGCAAUAAAGGUGCGUCGUUGAACGAAA
Messenger RNA from Dermacentor andersoni, 743 nucleotides. RefSeq lists its product as uncharacterized. Lineage: Eukaryota; Metazoa; Arthropoda; Arachnida; Ixodida; Ixodidae. The record is from RefSeq and is a predicted model, not a curated record.